Magallana angulata is the source of this 1129-nucleotide messenger RNA. RefSeq lists its product as uncharacterized. The transcript has 2 exons. Lineage: Eukaryota; Metazoa; Mollusca; Bivalvia; Ostreida; Ostreidae. The coding region runs from base 132 to 755 and encodes 207 amino acids. The record is from RefSeq and is a predicted model, not a curated record.
GUAGAUUUUAGGUAAAGAGAUUGCUUUUUAUGUUUACAUUUGAGAAAGUCUUCAUCAUUGAGGAUAUCGAGGCAAAUACAGAGACAGAUAAGGAAGUUAAAAACUAAUAGGCAGGGGAGGGGCUUGCUAAAAUGGCUCAAGUAGCUGCUGAUCAACCCCACCAUAGAAAUUGCAACCAGGCUCAAAAUCGAGACUCAGGCCUAACAGAGGAUGGCAAUAUUUUCAGAGAAAGGUACAACAUUGAUGUUCCAUUCAACCUGGAGUGUGUAGGCUGUUGCUUUGCCUUCCUAAGAAGAAGAAACUACCUAGUGGUCCAAGGAGCAACGUAUGAUCGGGUCUGCUAUUCCUCACAAAACUUGGCAGUACCUGGUGCCGUUAUCCGAGCGGAUUUGGUAAAUUCGUUUGUAAGAGCACCUAACAGGAGAGGUAGAAGGGGUCAAAUUGCCACUGGUUAUGACUAUAAUUUGGGAAAUAGGAUAGUCCGCCCUUUUGCAAACUCCCGCACUUACCAGAUUUAUUCAGAUGAAGCUGGGGUCUUGAGUGUAGGAUUCUUAGCAAGAGCACGCAUGGAAAGUGUAGCUAUAGAAGCUGUCAGGCCAGAGGAACUGGUUGAAAUAUACUUUAAUUACGCUGAUGCAGCUUUGGUUGAACUCUACAGAGAACAGCAUGAACAGCAUGGCCUUCCUCCUCUGAGUAGACCUGAGGCAACAGGUUAUCUGCUUCUGCGCAGUUCUAGCCAAAAUAAUAGGACAUAGCCGCAACCUUGAAUAGUUGAAACUCAUUACAAUUUCCAAAAAUACUCUUGAUUUUUUCUUUGAAUUCGUAUUUUUUUUACUUUAAAAGAGACCAUUCAAGUGCUUUUACUCCAUGAUAUUGUAUUACUACAUGUAUAUAAUAUAUUUACUGGGCAAACAUUUAUUAUAAUAGUGUAAUGAUGUUACACCAAAAAUUCGACAUACGGGUACAUGCGUGUGUUUUUGAAAAUUUUAAAACUACAGAAACUGUUUUAGCAUUUUAAGCUUUUAUUAUGUAUAUAUAUAAUUAUAUAAUCAAAACUAAUAUAAUCAAUCAUAUAAGAUUUUAAAGGCAUUCAUCUACAUAUAAAGGUAUACAUAUACAUGUACAGAAG